Molecule: messenger RNA, 1619 nt
Organism: Lycium ferocissimum
Lineage: Eukaryota; Viridiplantae; Streptophyta; Magnoliopsida; Solanales; Solanaceae
Product: inositol polyphosphate multikinase alpha
Exons: 2
Coding region: 531-1445 (304 amino acids)
Biological process (GO): inositol phosphate biosynthetic process
Cellular component (GO): cytoplasm; nucleus
Molecular function (GO): inositol tetrakisphosphate kinase activity; inositol-1,4,5-trisphosphate 3-kinase activity
Source: RefSeq, a predicted model, not a curated record
GUAUAGGUAGAUCUCCGGUCACAGUUAGGGGUUCGGCCGAUAUUUGUGUUAAGAAAUUCAUUUAAUAUAUAUAAAUAAUCUAUUCAGAACCUAAUAAACAGAAAAGGUUGUGAUCUAAAUAGAACCCAUAACUAAAGUGUCGGAUCUACCUCUGAUACAAAAUGGGUUUAGGGUUCAGCUCAUACAAGCAAUGUAAACACAAAUAAAUUGAAUUACUUUUAGAUUAACUUUAUAGCAUCAUUAUGAGGAAAUAGUAAUGCCCAUUAACACAAUGUAUAGGAAAUCAUUUUUUUUUUCUUGGUAAUAUUUCUUUUAUUUCUAAGAAGUAAGAAACUUAGGAAUGGUAGGUACUACCAACUUAAAGUUCUAGUCUAGGCAUAGAUAAGAGAGUGAUGUGAAAAAAGCUAGUGAAAGAAUUGGAAAGAAGUCAUUUCCUUUUGACAGAAGAAGUGCUAUAAUAGUAUCGUGAUUUGGAAAGACGUCUGCAUCAGAGACUUUGAUUGCUAUAUUGUGCUUCACUUUCUGUGAGGAUGCUGAAUAUCCCUCCCAACCAAGUUGCAGGACACCAAGGAGGCAAGGGGAAGCUUGGUCCCCUUGUGGAUGAAUCAGGACGUUUCUACAAGCCUCUCCAAGGCGAUGAACGAGGGUCGAAUGAGCUUAAAUUCUACACAUCAUUCUCUUCCGACACUAGGAUUCCAGAACACAUCUCCAAAUUCUUCCCUACCUUUCAUGGCACUCAGCUCAUAGAGGCAUCCGAUGGAUCUGGCUUGAAACCCCAUUUAGUUUUACAGGAUCUCUCUGUUGGUCGAGUCAAUCCAUCAAUUGUGGAUAUUAAAAUUGGUUCAAGAACCUGGCCACCGGAAGCAUCCGAGGAGUACAUCCAGAAGUGUUUGAAAAAAGAUAGAGAGACAUCAAGCCUUCCGUUAGGAUUCAGGUUAUCAGGGAUACAAAUCUAUGGAAACAAAGAAUCAGGUUACUGGAAACCCGAAAGGACUACAAUGCAGAACCUUCCUGCAGAGGAAGUCAAGUUAAUCCUGAAAAAGUUUGUUUCUUCUAAUACGUCGACUGGCAUGUACUCGCCACCAGAUUGUGCUUUUGCAGCAACUGUUUAUGGCGGUUCUACUGGCAUUUUAUCUCAGUUACUAGAGCUGAAAGCGUGGUUCGAGGAUCAAACCAUGUACCAUUUUUAUUCUUGCUCAAUUCUGAUGACGUUUGAAAAAGGACUUGCAUUGGAAGGACAGAAUCCAGGUGGACAAAUCAAGUUGAUUGAUUUUGCUCAUGUUAUUGAAGGAAGAGGUGUCAUUGAUCAUAACUUCUUGGGGGGUCUCUGCUCUUUGAUAAAGUUCAUAUCUGAAAUUCUUACUGCUCCAAAUGAGUACACAACAGAAGUUUCCUCAGACCCUGAUCAAAAGAGCCUUAUUUCCUCUGAUAAUGGUUUCAACUGAUUCUGCUUCAAACCAAGUUGCGAAUCACAACUUUUUUGUAGGAAUUUUUAUUCUGAAAUUGCUGUUACCCCAAUUGUUAAUCUCUUCUGGACUCCUCAUCACAAUUAAACUUCUCUUUCAAGUAUGAUGUUCUAUUUAAUUUCAUUUUAAUAUAUAGUAAUUUAUUUUUUCAAA